GAGAUACCAAGAAAAAAAAACCCUCAGGGGUAUACAAGGGGAGCUAGCUGAGUCAUGUGCAUGAAAUACAAUUAUAUUGGGAGACGGGAAUGAACAGGAGUGUUAUGGGGUUGGGAUGAGAGCUAACCUGACAAAUACAAUACUGUUUGAAAAGAAUCUGACCACAUACUACUUUUUAAAGUGGAAAGAGACACAAUGAAGAAAGUAACGAGAUGAGAUGAGACACACAAACAUUUGAGUAUCUUUUUUUGUGGAACUUACUAUUAACUAAUCUCUAUCUUUUCUUUGCCUUUGUCUCUUUCUGUGUCUCCUCUCUCUCUCUCUCUCUCUCUCUCUACUCAUUCAUUUGUAGCUGUUGAAGACUUGAAGAGCUCAAACUUCAACACAUAAUGCUCAUUCACUCACUCUGUUAUCUACCUGCUUUUUCUCUUUCUUUCUGACCUCUCUGACUUUCCUCCAUCCUCUUCUCUUCCUUUCCCAUAAUUAAUUGAACAUUUCUUUCUCUUUCUUUAAAAUCUUAUCUUAUCUCCAUUUUUAUCUCUCUUGUGUAACCGUUCCCAUUCGUGGUAAAAACUAAGUCUCCUUAUGACUCAUCUCAACUCAACAAGUCUUGUCUUGUCUUCUGAAACUUAUCUUUUUACCAAGGGAGGAUGCUACAACUGAAGCUUAGGCAUAGCCUGCCGCUCUCCUGAAAUUUCCAAAUUUGUAUACACACAUAUAGACAGCAUUGCUUAAAUUUAAAGGACGAAGCUCUCAACACCCCCGAACAUGAUACCACCAAACACCAACCUGGAAUCAGCAGAUCAAAAUGAUUCAGAAGCUUGCAGCCAAGGAGCUUCCAACAUAUCUGUACAAGAAGCUUCCUCUGGUCCUCCCAGGACUAGCAACGCCAAUUCUUCUUGUCUCACACAUCACCAAAACCAAAACAUGGAUCCAGUUCCCGUUUCCCUCGACUUAACACUGCACUUUAACUCUACUGACACUGAGUCGAAGGACACAGGAGAGACUGCUAGUGAAGCAGCGGCUAAUUCUCCGGCCACAAUCUCCAGGGUAUUCUCUUGCAAUUACUGUCGCCGCAAGUUUUACAGCUCGCAGGCACUUGGGGGACACCAAAAUGCUCACAAAAGAGAGAGGACGAUGGCUAAACGUGCAAUGCGGAUGGGAAUAUUAUCUGAUAGGUACACCAGCUUGGCAUCUUUGCCACUUUAUGGUUCCGCAUUUCGGUCACUUGGGAUCAAAGCUCAUGCUGCGAUGCAUCAAAAUGGCAUACUGCCAGAAAGGCCUCCUGAUAUGAAAGGAGCAGCUAGGUUUGAGCAAACAUAUUAUGGAAUGCCCAUGUUCAUGGAAGAUGAUGAGAUGGACUUGUUUUGGCCAGGGAGUUUUCGGCAGGUUGGUGAUGGAGCUAGAGGUGACUCAACAUUAGAUUUCUCUCAAAAUUCAAUUUCAAAUGUGAAUUUGGCAGCCAUGGAACCACCAUCAAGGGCAGAUUCAUCUGCACCUGAUCUUACUUUGAAGCUGUGAUCCAUGUUUUUAGAUUCCUACGGUGUUCACUACUUGUACAGUGAGAUGAUGCGUCUUUAAUUUUUUGGCUAGAACUUUAUAAUCUUCUUCUUUUUUGCCUUUUAAUUUUUAUUCUUAUUUGUGUUGUUAUGCUAGUUAGAUAAUUAUACAAGAAGUUUUGGGGGUAUUAAAUCGAGUGCUAGAGUCAGUUUUAUAUAAUUUAGAAAUUGUUGUUUUGAGUGUGAUGGAAAUAACGAGCUAACUUCUUAGCUUUUCUAUAUCUUUUCA
Messenger RNA from Mangifera indica (mango), 1788 nucleotides. Its product is annotated as zinc finger protein 4-like. The record is from RefSeq and is a predicted model, not a curated record. Gene Ontology annotation, biological process: negative regulation of abscisic acid-activated signaling pathway. NCBI's taxonomy places the organism in Eukaryota, Viridiplantae, Streptophyta, Magnoliopsida, Sapindales, Anacardiaceae. The transcript has 2 exons. Bases 769 to 1521 code for a protein of 250 amino acids.